This is a messenger RNA of Girardinichthys multiradiatus, 5184 nucleotides long. RefSeq names its product tubulin-specific chaperone cofactor E-like protein. Gene Ontology annotation, molecular function: alpha-tubulin binding. The transcript is spliced from 9 exons. The record is from RefSeq and is a predicted model, not a curated record. The coding region runs from base 148 to 1587 and encodes 479 amino acids. Lineage: Eukaryota; Metazoa; Chordata; Actinopteri; Cyprinodontiformes; Goodeidae. Gene Ontology annotation, biological process: protein folding.
AUCUGGUCCGAAAAAGGGAGCAGCGUUUUUAUUUCACAAACCUGCCCUUGCUCCUACCAUUCACUCUGGAGUGAGAUGUUUUUCCAUUAUGGUUUUUAUUUAGUUAAUCGCAGUUGUAGUAGCGCUUCCAAUGAAUGAACAGUGUAGAUGAUUAGAUCUAAGAUAAAUCCGACUCCUGCUGGUGUUUCUGACAGGUCAGCCGUACAGAAACAGCAGCUAACAGUGAGCGCUGAUUGCAGCCACAUCAGAACAGACGUCUCCUCGGCUGAAGAGGAGGCCGCUCAGCAGGAAGGCGCCAUGGAGCCCCCAGAGGACAGGGAGGGUCGCUCUUUUGUGGAGGUGAUCAAUGAGAAGUACAGCCCAGAAAACUUCCCGUAUCGCAGAGGGCCUGGGAUGGGGGUUGUGGUGGUUCCCACCGCUGGUCUUCAGGGUUCCCCCAUGAAAGACCGUCUGAACUUGCCCAGUGUGCUGGUGCUGAAUAACUGUGGGAUCAGCAAGGCGGGUAACCAGGCUGAGAUCGCUGCCUUUUGUGCUCAUGUCAUGGAGCUGGACCUAUCACACAACAACCUGCAAGACUGGCAUGAGAUCAGUAAAAUUACAUCAAGCAUCCCCAAUCUGGAGUUCCUCAACCUGAGCUCCAACCCACUGGCAGGAACCUCUCUGGAGCCGCAAUGUGCUGAAGCCUUUUCACGAGUGCGACGCCUCGUUCUUAACAACACCCAGAUAUCCUGGAAUACUGUGAUGCUGCUGACCCAGAAAAUUCCUGUGCUGGAGGAGCUGUUCCUGUGCCUUAAUGAGUACAGUAGUGUGAGUUCCUCCAGCGUGGCCUGCCCCACCCUACGCCUGCUUCACAUCACCGACAACAGCCUCCAUGACUGGGCCGAAGUAUGCAAGUUUGGCUCCAUGUUUCCCAGCCUGGACACUUUGAUCAUGGCCAACAACAACUUGGCCUCUAUUCAGGACAACAAGGAUAUCGUGGCACGGCUCUUCCCCAACCUGCGCAGCAUCAACCUAAACAACUCAGAUCUCAACCGAUGGGAAGACAUUGAGAAGCUGAACUUCUUUCCAAAGUUAGAGGAGGUGCGGCUGCAGGGCAUUCCCCUACUGCAGGCUUACACUAACGCAGAGCGCCGGAACCUCAUGAUAGCACAGCUUCCCUCAGUAUCCCAUCUAAACGGCAGUGUUGUGACUGACAGCGAGCGAGAGGAUGCAGAGAGGUUCUUCAUUCGUCACUACCUAGACUGCCCUGAGAAAGAGCAACCUUACAGAUACCAUUCCCUGGUAACCAAGUACGGCAAGCUGGAGCCUCUCGCUGAGAUUGAUCUCAGACCUCGCUGCCGGGCACAGGUCAAAGUUCACUAUGAGGAGAAAGUAGAGCAGGUGAUCAUCCGUUUGGACCAAACUGUCGGAGAGCUGAAGAAGCAGCUGACAACUGUGGUCCAACUCUCCACAAACAGCAUGAGGCUUUACUACAUUGACAAGAACAGCCCCUUUGGUCCAGAGGAGUUGAAGUACAACACCCUGGCCCUCCACUCCUACAGCAUCCAGGAUGGUGAUGAAAUACUGGUAGUGCGCAAGACCAAGUAGAAGCCUAAUGUUCAACAGCUUGAUAAGAAGGAAUUGAUUAUCUAGGAUUAUGUUGAUUGCUUAAUUGAUAUUGCUUAAAAACACUUUUGAAACAACAAAGAUGGCCUGCCUUUUGGAAUGGAGAAAUGCAGUAAAUGGAUGAGUGCCAUCUUGGAGACUGGAAAAUUAACUAUGGUGGGCUGCCGGUUGGCCCUUGCUGGAAAUUCAACAAUAAUGCAAGAUCUGUCAUAGCGAAGGCUAAGAGCGCAACAUGAAUUCAGUUUGCAGUGUUAGCAGAGAAGAAAGCACUGUAGCCAAACUCUGUUGCAUUUUCAUUACGCGGCAUCCACCAAAGCACCUUCACUGGCAAAUACCCAGCACUGCUCGCUUGCCCGCCUGCUCAACAGCUACCCUGAUUUAGGUAACAAGAGCCUUUUGCCAUGUGGAGGCAGACUGCUGCUCUCAGGUGCACUUUGGCCUUCGACAACUGCCCAAAACAAAUGUCAGGCACAGGAUGAAGGAUGAAACCGGAUCCAUUUCUGAUGGAGGAUGAUCUAAUCAUGUUUUUACAUCAAUAUAAAGGUGCAAGGGUUUAUUUAUUUGUGAAGUUUAUAUAGGCUGAUGGUCUAUGAUUGGUGUUUUUAAAUUACAAUAAAAGCGUAAAAUCAGUUUCCUAUUAGGUGACAAUAAGAAAGAGCUGGGUUAUAUUAAUUUAGCACAACAAAUCUUCAGCCACAAGAUUGCAAACUGGAGACAUCUAACCUUGCAAAUGUUAAAAAUGAGACAUUAUUUUAAAGUCAUUCUCACAUUACACUGAGAUCUGAUGUGUCAUUACACAACCUCAGUUGUAAUGUGUUCACACACACAUCCUCACAGGUUAAAGCAAAACAGCUCUCAUGUUUGACGUUAUAUGCUGCACCCUGCAGGCCUCCUUGUAAGGCAAAACAUGACUGCUAAAGAUAACUGAAAAGACAAUCUUUGAUCAGCCUUUAUAAUUUAGGCCAAUCUCUGUUUACCAAUUAAAAAGGGAUUCUGAGAAAUGUUAGUUUGUCUCAUCACCGUCAUCUUAUUAAAAUGUGUUUCCAUUUUUGUCCAUAAGCCUGCAACACAUUCCAAAAGAUGCAUUUCAAGUAUUUUAGUCACUGUGGAGAUGUUCUGGUGUUUAAAAAUCAACCAGUAAAGUUAUUCAGGUGUUUUUUUUGUCUUAAGAGCACAACGGUAAGGAGUUUUCAACCUCUUCACAAAUUCAGUUUGGAAUGUCUCCACAGAUUUUCUUUUUUAGGUCAGAUCAUGAUUAGAUUCGGGUCAGUCUUUCCUCUUCCUCAGUCAAACCUUUGUAAAAUAUGCAGAAUGGUGUUUGACACUGCAUGAAAAAUGUGUGGACCACCCAGGGAAAGAUGCAGAUAUUGCUCUUAAAUCUCUGCUGUACUUUUGUGCAUUAGUGCUGUCAUCACAGAGGUUGAAUUGAGAUUUUGGGGGUGGGAUGUUCCAUUUCCUCUUUGGUCUGAAAAAACCUAGGCCUGCACACUAACACUAUAGUCAUUCCAUAAUAUUCUGGACUGUUAAAUGAGAAAUUUGCAAAUCCCACCUUAACUGAAAGAACUUUGCUUAUAGAUUGCCGAUCGAUGAUGUAUUACAGAACUUUUACACACUUUGCCAAGUUUCAACUACAAUCAUUUUUGGGGGAUUUCAUGUGAUAGAGCAAACCAAAGUAGCACAUAUUUGUGAGGUGGAAGAAUUUUUUAUUAUAAAAUCAGAAAACUGUGGCAUGCAUAUCUAUUCAGAACCUCCUUUCACUGCAGUUACAGCUGCAAAUCUUUGGGGUAUAUCGCUACCAGUUUUAAACAUUCUUCUUGGCAAAAGUAGUUCAGUCAGAUGGGAUGAAGACUCUAUGACCAUCAAUUUUUAUAUCUAGCUACAGAUUGUCAAUUUUAGAUUUGGACUUUGACUAGGCCAUUCUAAUACAUGAAUGCUUUGAAAUAAGGCACCCCAUUACAGCUUUGGCUGCAUGUUUGGGGACAUUGUUCUGCUGGAAAGUGAACCUUAGCCUCAGCCUCUUGCUAGGGCUGUGUUGUACUUAACUCUAGUCAUCUUCCCUCAUCUUCUGACCCAGCUUCCCCAUCCCUGCUGACCCACCACAUGAUGCUACAAGAAAAACCAUGAGGAUGGUGUUUAUGAUGAUGUCCAGUUUUCAUUUUUCACCACACAGAGUUUUGCACAUAGACCAGAGAUUUCAGUUUUGGUGACAUCUGAACAGGCCAGCCUCUUCCAGAUGUUUGCUGUGUCUCCUACAUGGCUUGCUGAAAUCUUAAAACAAAAUCUCUUAUAAAUUUCCUCUAACAGCUGCUUAUCUUUUGCUAGCCUUCCAUAUCAGCCAGGUUUGUGGAGUGUACAGGUCAUGUCUUCAGAGGUUUGUAGUUGUGCCAUAUUGUAUUUUGAUUUCUAAUGAUGAAUUGAAUUGUCUUUUAAAGGAUGUUCUGACCUUGGGAUCUUAUUUUAUAAUCUUUAAACUUCUUCACAACCUUUCCCCUCACCUGUCUACUGUGCUCUUUGGUCUUCCUGAUCCGGUUUGUUCACUGAUUUUCUCUAACAAACCUCGGAGGCCUUCACAGAACAGCUAGAGUUAUACUGUGAAUAAAUUACACACCAGUGAAGACUAUUUAACAAUUAGGUGAUCCGUGGAUUUCACUUGAGUUUAUUUCAAGGUAUCAGAGUAAAGGAGACUGAAUUGAAAUUCACAACACAGUGAAGAGAGUUUUUGUUGAAAAUCCUAAGUUCUUGAAUGAAAAGCAAACAUUAUAUAUAUAUUUUUUUGUUUCUUGAAGACAUUUCACCUCUUAUCCAAAAAGCUUCUUCAGUUCUGUUCAUGGGUGAGAAGUAUCGGAUGUAGUUGUAUUAAGAAUCAGGUCAUCUGAGUCACUCAUCCUCCCCUCCAUUCCAUUCAACAUUGGUCCGUGGUCACUUGACGAUCUGAACAGGUCACCUAAUGAUAUCGACCAUGUGAGUUCGGUCACAUUUCUACCCAGGGAGGUGAGACAAGGCUGCAUUGUAGGUGUUAGUAAAAUGGAACCAGAUGCCACCACUUCUGUAACCUGGCAUAUACGUUAAACAUGGAAAGGUUGGCCUGUCAGAGAAGCAGCUUUUGUAACAAAAUAAAACUACAAAAAUCUGUUGAUUUCAUGUGUAAAAUCACAUUUUUCUUUCAAUUUACAAAGAGCUCUAAACUGAACUGUUCCAAACUUGUCUUGAAGUGUGUUGCAGGCUGGAAAUGCAAAGAAAGAUGUGUGUUAGCUCAAUAAAUGGCACUGAUGUGACAAAACAAUACAUAUCUCAGGAUAGUAGUGUCUUCAGUUUUUUUUUUUUUUUGGAAUUGUUAUUGAUUCUUAGUUUAUUUACAUUUUCGAAGUGUCAUGUAAGCAGUCCAUGAACAGAUACUGAUCAUAGUUGUAUGCAUUUAAACACACCUCUGACCUGUACUUUGGAAAUGUUCUGUUCUGUGUUUCACCUGGCUGUCCGUCCUGCACAAAAACACUUUUAUCAAAGACUGAACAGUAUCUUAUUAUUAAUGUAAUUAAAGUUAUUAUAAUGUGGAAUAUAUAAAAUAUUCAUUAAUUUUAA